GCGCGGGCUGCGGGGUGCGGGCGUUCUCCGUGCGCCGGCCGGGGUGAGGCGUCUCCCGUGGCAGCGUGCUAGGCGGAAGCUGGAGCCCCGGUGCAAGAAUGGAGCUGGCGACUCGCUCCCAGAUCCCUAAAGAAGUGGCUGACAUCUUUAACGCCCCUAGUGAUGAUGAAGAGUUUGUCGGUUUCCGAGAUGAUGUUCCCAUGGAAACCCUGUCAUCAGAGGAGAGCUGCGAUAGCUUUGACUCCCUGGGGUCGGGCAAACAGCAGGAUGUGCGCUUCCGUUCCAAAUACUUCACAGAAGAGCUGAGAAGAAUUUUUGUAGAGGACACGGACUCAGAGACAGAGGAUUUUGAGGGGUUUACACAGAGUGACCUGAGUGUGAACAGUAACCCGGAUGUAAAGCUCGCGGAGUCUGACCUGAGCGACGGUGGCGAAGCAUCGUUGGCGAGUGAGGACGACGACGAUGAGGAGGAAAAGGCCACACCUGGGAGCAGCAGGCCCAGAAGAAGCAGCUUUGGUCUUCGCGUAGCCUUGCAGUUCCCCACCAAGAAACUGACCAAAACAGCCGAUAAAAAGAAUUCUUCUGAGCCACUGUUUUCCGGCUCACGCUUACAGGACAGUAAAAAAGCCAUGCUUGGGAGAAAGAAAAGCUGCCGGCAGGGGAAGGAAAGGGAGGAUUCUGCCUCGGAGCCUGAGGAUGACUCCAGGGACGAGGCCCAGGAGAGCUCGGAUGCGCUGCUGAAAAGGACCAUGAACAUCAAGGAGAACAAGGCCAUGCUUGCUCAGUUGUUGGCAGAAUUGAACUCAAUGCCAGAUUUGUUCCCAGUACGAACCCCGAACUCGGCUUCUAAGAAGAAAACCAUGCGGCGGGCCUUCUCGGAGGGGCAGAUCACCAGGCGCAUGAACCCCACCCGGAGCGCGCGGCCGCCCGAGAAGUUUGCUCUGGAGAACUUCACUGUCUCCGCGGCCAAGUUUGCAGAAGAGUUUUACAGCUUCAGAAGAAGGAAGACGAUCAGUGGGGGGCGAUGCCAGGGGCACAGGCGGCGUCACCGGAUGUCUUCUUUUCGGCCCGUGGAGGAUAUCACCGAAGAGGACUUAGAAAAUGUUGCCGUGACUGUUCGCGAUAAAAUCUACGAUAAAGUUCUGGGUAACACGUGCCAUCAGUGUCGGCAGAAGACCAUCGACACCAAGACGGUGUGUCGGAACCAGAGCUGUGGCGGGGUGCGGGGCCAGUUCUGUGGGCCAUGCCUGCGGAACCGCUAUGGGGAGGACGUGCGGUCAGCACUGCUGGACCCGGAGUGGGUAUGCCCUCCCUGCCGUGGGAUCUGCAAUUGCAGUUACUGUCGGAAGCGUGACGGCCGCUGCGCCACAGGGAUCCUCAUUCAUCUGGCCAAGUUUUACGGUUAUAAUAACGUCAAGGAGUAUCUGGAGAGCUUACAAAAGCAGCUGGUGGAAGACAAUUAGAAAGAAGAGCCAGCUCACCUUUGCGUACUCAGCGCGACACGCCCUACGUACCAUUUGUGCCUAAGAUGUCUUACAGUUGUGUUUUUAUACAGAAAUUCUUUGUAGAUCUAAAUACUAUUUUUUUUAAGAUUGUUUAUAUGCGUACAAAGAUUUCUCAGGAAGACAGCUGAGGAAUCUCUAUCCCUGUACACGCAGGACUGUUUGAAUUGUUACAAGUAUCUGCAGAUGGUUAUAAAGCACAGUUUAAGUUCAGAUUAGUCCCAGAGGAAACAUUGCAUAAGUAGCUCUUGCCUUUGACACUGUUUGAUUAUAGAUGCUGCCUUGAUCCAUUACCUCCCAAACAGUCCCUCUAGGUCAAGUUGUUACAGGGGUUCCAUCCCCUUUAAUUUACCUUAUUUUGAUCAUAGUUCAAACCACAUACUUGAACCUACUCUGGGUGAUUGACGAUUUAUAUUGAAGAAUGUUCCCCUAAAUUACAAAGUGUAACUAACCACAGGUGGAAGUACUAGCGUUUUCUUGUUUAUUAAAACUUGAAUGAACAAAACGUGGACGGUCCCGUUACCCACACUGGAGGCCGCAGUGUCCACCUCUCCAUUUGGGACUACCUGGGGCCCGUCGCUUCUGUAUUUUCAAAGCCUGUAAGAAUUUUUAAUUUAAAAAGAUUUUGUUUAGUAUCUUACAAGAACUAAAAUCCUACUUGCUGACCAGGAGACUUCAACCCCAUUGUUUUCGAGGUUGUCUUUUCCUUGGAGCCUUGAUGACAAUGGGAGUCUCCUUCCUGUGCUGUGGGAUGAGUCCUGGGGGAAGCUAAAAUGAGAACACAUUCUGACUAGGUUUCCAGUCUGUCUACAUUUGCUUCUUUCCCAUCUUUACUUUUUAAGGAUGAUGUGUAAAAAAAAAAAAAAAUUAAUGCAGUUCCUUAAAA
Messenger RNA from Molossus molossus (Pallas's mastiff bat), 2388 nucleotides. RefSeq names its product cell division cycle associated 7 like (gene CDCA7L). Gene Ontology annotation, cellular component: nucleus. The coding region runs from base 99 to 1463 and encodes 454 amino acids. Gene Ontology annotation, biological process: regulation of DNA-templated transcription. Lineage: Eukaryota; Metazoa; Chordata; Mammalia; Chiroptera; Molossidae. The transcript is spliced from 10 exons. The record is from RefSeq and is a predicted model, not a curated record.